AAUUUACAGCUUUUGAUAACAAUGGAUUUGAAAUACCUUGCCAUUCUCACAUUCAUUGUAAGGCAUAUGGUAUCAUCCAAUAUUACAUCAGCAGCAGGAGGAACAGGUGAGGAUGGACCCAGCGCUCAUAAAAAAGGAAAGCUUGAAACAAAAUUUCGAUAUCCCAAUGAUGAACUACUCUCUGUUUUUAGACAAGUGGGACAUAUAAUUGUUAAUCACUUACCCCACGAAGAUUUAAAAAGUCUUAGCAAGGCACUCCCAAUGCUGUAUGAAUAUGAAUCUCCAAAUUACGAGUUAAACCGUCUAAAUAGAAUACUACAUUACCGGGACGGUAAAAUAACCCCUCGAAAUUUAGAGAAUGCUUUGGAACUCGUAUCUAGGAUGAAUUUCAUCGAUGAUCAACACCGAAAAUCCUUCGCGAUGAAUCAUUGGACACCAUAUCAAGCUAUUUUGUUUGGUAGAGAAAAACCGAUCAAUGCAAUAUUCACGGCAUACCAUCCUUGUUCAGUUCUGAUAUUCACAUCUUACAAGGAUCAUUUAGAAAUACUCGAGAGAUCCGCAUAUACAGAUAAGCCAUUCCAACCCGUUGAAAUAAAAGGAAGUCCAAUGAACGGAGUGAUUUUCCCAUACGAUUUAAGUUUCCCCUCGUACAAGCCCCUUUAUUUAUGGCAAAUCGAAGAUCUUGUACGCACAAAAUAUUAUAAAACAAAUUAUCUGGAAAACUAUGAAAUAAGUGUUCGUUAUGAUCCAGUGGAGAAUGCUCAUUAUGACACAGUGAAGUUGGUCAUUGUGAUUAGUAGCGGCCCCAAAUCUACUUAUGAUGACGCUGAAAAUAAAGCAUUGAACGUAAUCAAGGAAAUUCGAGAGAAAAAUGUCAACGCGCCAAUUUGCGUUGUUGCUCAAUCGGAUAAUCGAAAGAGGGCUUCAAACAUCAAUUCGAUAGGGGCUGGCAAAAUGUUAAAAUUCUACGGAACUGACGUAAAAGCAUCGACUCUUCUCGUGGAUAAAAAUGAUAACAGCGAAAUGUUGAAAACAAAGUUUGAAGACUGGAAGAAGGAAUUGCUCUUCUUUAACAGUCAUCAACUAAUAGCCUUCCAUUUUACCAAGAUCAAUGACAUCGAGCCGGAGGAUAGUGAAGAGAUAUUCAGUAAUACAUUUCCAAACAUUCCGCUAAGUACGUUACGUCUACUUGAUGAAUCAUCGAUGACUGGAGUUGACUAUCAAAUUGGGACGGAAUUUCGUUUCCAUGCUGGUCCUGUAUAUGCAAUUGUUGGUUUUCAACAAUUUGGAAGAAAGUUCGAAUAAAAUGAUUGAUUUUUGUUAUUGAUUGACUGUUUCAUAGACACAGUUCAGAUGAAUUUCGACAAGUAAUUCAACUGUUUUGUAAGCAGUUAAAGCCAUGAAGACAUUGUUAUGAAGAUGUGAUAAAUAUUUGGUAAUAUAUAAAAACGGA
Messenger RNA from Loa loa (African eye worm), 1453 nucleotides. RefSeq lists its product as hypothetical. The transcript is spliced from 10 exons. Lineage: Eukaryota; Metazoa; Nematoda; Chromadorea; Rhabditida; Onchocercidae. Bases 22 to 1305 code for a protein of 427 amino acids. The record is from RefSeq and is a predicted model, not a curated record.